AUAUGCCUGGACCAAUGUCUCUAACUGCCGAGGAGGUAGCUCAAAUGCUGUCACGCUCUAAUGAUAACAUGGCUCCUAACAUCAUCGCUUGCUGCUCAAUUUCCCUGUCUGUCGCUAUUGUAUCCGUUGGUCUGCGACUCUGGUCACGAAGAGUGCUCAAUGGUAGAUUCCAUCUCGACGUGAGCGACUGGCUCGCCAUGACGGCUUUGUUCUUACACGUAGUUUAUGUAACUAGUGUCAUCAUGACAACUCGCCACGGCUUAGGACGACAUAUGAUAUUUGCACACCCGCGCCUCAUGAGCAUCUAUACCAUAAUCUCCGAAAAUUUAUACGCUUCAAUAUUAGCUCAUCUGAAGUAUAGUGUGUUAUUUAUAUUGGCUACUAACCUCCAAUGUAUUCCUAUCUCGGCCAUGUGGGAUCCAACAAUACAUGAUACAAGCACCUGUAUUAACUACGGUGUCGAGGCGCUAGUAGCAUAUAUUAUUAAUAUUGUUACCGACUUAACAAUUAUCGGCAUGCCCAUUCCUCUAAUUAUAAGACUCAAUACAUCAAAAUCGCAGAAGUGCAGGUUGAUUAUUGUUUUUGCUUUCUGGGACUACGUGCUAUUGGCCAUACUUGCCUUGAUAGAGAUCAUGGUCGGCUUCCUUGCCACGUCAAUUGCAACAUAUCGACCUCUCUACCAUCUUAUCACUAAGGGGUCAACCACCGAAUACAUUGGAGAUAGCCAUUCAACCGACAGGGUGACGGACGGCCGAGAACGGCCAACUCAAAGGGCCCAACUAAGCACAGAUAUUCGAGGAGGUGUCGAGUCGAGGCUAAACAGCUCUAUAGAGCCCCCUCCACAAGGGAUUUGUGUAACCAUAGAUGUCGAGUUGACGGUGCAGGACAGCGUGCAAGGUCCUUGGGUAAGAACUUACGAUAGAGUAGAGCCUCUUGAUAGGGGUCAUAUUGGAUAA
Daldinia loculata is the source of this 956-nucleotide messenger RNA. RefSeq lists its product as uncharacterized. The transcript is spliced from 6 exons. The record is from RefSeq and is a predicted model, not a curated record. The annotation marks the transcript as partial. NCBI's taxonomy places the organism in Eukaryota, Fungi, Ascomycota, Sordariomycetes, Xylariales, Hypoxylaceae.